AUGUCGACGAUAACCACCCCGGCCGUCCCUCCCGUGGCCCUUGAGACGAUCACUCAACAUAUCGGGAAUACUCCUCUGGUCAGAUUAAACAGACUUCCCCGUAGCUUGGGGAUUGAAGCUACUGUUUAUGCCAAACUCGAAUACUUCAAUGCUGGCGGGAGCGUGAAGGAUCGGAUCGCUUUGCGCAUGAUCGAAGAAGCGGAGCGAUCUGGGCGCAUAAAGCCCGGUGAUACUCUGAUUGAACCUACCAGUGGUAACACCGGCAUUGGUCUAGCUCUUGUUGCGGCCGUGAAAGGCUAUAAGACGAUCAUUACUCUACCUGAGAAGAUGUCUGCCGAGAAAGUGUCAGUUCUGCGAGCGCUGAAUGCCACCAUUAUCCGUACUCCCAACGAAGCAGCAUUUGAUUCCCCGGAAUCUCACAUAGGGGUUGCGAAGCGCCUUGAGAAAGAGCUUCCAAACGCGCAUAUCCUGGAUCAGUAUGGCAACGAGAACAACCCGCUUGCUCAUGAAUUCGGUACUGCGGAAGAGAUUUGGGCUCAAACAGAAGGUCGGAUCAGUGCGAUUGUCGCCGGUGCGGGCACUGGUGGAACUAUCACCGGUCUUUCUCGUGGUCUCAAGAAGCACAACCCCGACAUUCAAGUCAUUGCAGCCGACCCUCAUGGAUCAAUUCUGGCUCUCCCCGCUACAUUGAACGAGGAGCACGAGAACGAGCCUUACAAGGUUGAGGGUAUUGGAUACGAUUUUAUCCCCCAGGUUCUGGACCGGGAGGCAGUCGACAAGUGGUACAAGACUGCUGACAGGGAGUCGUUCCAGUACUCCCGGCGGUUAAUUGCCGAAGAAGGUCUGCUUGUUGGUGGAAGUAGUGGAAGUGCUAUCUCCGCUUUGGUGCAAGCUGCGAAAGACCAGAGAUUCGGCAAAGAUGACGUGGUUGUCGUUAUUCUGCCUGACAGCAUUAGAAGCUACCUUACUAAGUUUGCUGACGACGAUUGGCUGGCUGCCAAUGGACUCCUGUCAUCGGCACCUGUGCCCACGUCCUUCCCAACGCUACAGCCGCAGGCGCAGAGCGAUGCCUUUACUGGCUCGCAAGUCAAGGCUCUGCGUUUGAAGCCGAUCACCACAGUUCGAUCCAACAUUCCCUGUGAGGUCGCCAUUGAGAUGAUGCGCGACAGAGGAUUCGACCAACUUCCGGUGCUUGCAGCUUCUGGGAAGAAGCUCGUCGGACUGCUUACCCUCGGCAAUGUUCUCAGCCGGCUGACCCAUGGACGUGCUACCGGGAAGAGCCCCGUUGCGGAAGUUAUGUUCGAUUUCAGCAAGAUCCCCGAGAUUGUCACCGAUCCUAGAGACAUGGGGCUUGCCAGCUCGCAGGUCGAUCAGAGCGGACGCGAUAACGCGAAACCCCAUAUCAGGGAUCGGAAAUUUGUGGAGAUCACUAUGGACACGCCUUUGAGCGUCCUCAACAGAUUCCUCGAAUGGAACAGUGCAGCAGUUGUCACUGAACGGGAUGAGCAUGGAGCAAUGAGGCCGGUUGCAGUGGCCACGAAGGUCGAUCUGCUUACCUGGAUGCUCCACAAUAACAAGAAUGGCGCAUCAGCUAAUUAG
Aspergillus ibericus CBS 121593 is the source of this 1599-nucleotide messenger RNA. Its product is annotated as cystathionine beta-synthase CYS4. Gene Ontology annotation, cellular component: cytoplasm. The transcript is spliced from 4 exons. Gene Ontology annotation, molecular function: cystathionine beta-synthase activity; cysteine synthase activity. NCBI's taxonomy places the organism in Eukaryota, Fungi, Ascomycota, Eurotiomycetes, Eurotiales, Aspergillaceae. The record is from RefSeq and is a predicted model, not a curated record. Bases 1 to 1599 code for a protein of 532 amino acids.